UUUUAGUAUCUUAACAACACCGGUAUGGAUUGUAAUAUUUUAUUUAUUGCCGUACAAUUUUUUUCAAAAAUAAAAUGAAACUUUUUUAAAAAUAACUGGCCAUUUGACACGAACGAUAAUUCGUUUCUUCAAAGUCUUCUGGUCUUUAUUCCAUAUUCAACACGUCACUAAAAUACUGGCCGCUUUAUUUUUUGGUGGGCAAAGAGAAGACCUUGACAAUCCUUCCGGUCAACACCACCGAUCGUACGCCCGGAAGCCGCAGAAAAUCUGCGGUAUAAUCCAACAUUGAUACCGCCGCCGAAAAAUCGUCCAGAAUUGACAUCGCCUAAAAAUAAUUCAAAAUUGACGCCGCCGCUUCCGCCAAGUGGUCGGCGUUGACCCCAAGAAGCGUUAAUUCAGAAUGGCAUAUUACUCGUACGACACGUACGAUCCGUACUAUUCCUACCCGGUCGCGGAAGUUGCAGUUGUCGACGUUCCCGUGGUUGAAUACGGAAUUGAACCGGUCAUCUAUCCACCAACGAGCAACAUGGGUUACGCACAAUAUGACCCUGGCUACUACGACGCCGGCUACGUGAACGUCGCACCGGUGGCAUACGUCGACAAUUCGUCGUGCAACCUAAAACAAUGUCUCAUAACGGGUCUGCUUAUCUUCCUGUUUCUAGUCAUCCUCGUGGCCGCGGUCUGGUUCGGCCCGAGAGGUUCGGGAGGAUCAAGUACUUACGUUUCACAUCGGACCUACGGUCGCCCCGGUCACUCGAUUGGCGUCAUCAGUCGCCCAGUUGUUUAUCGCCCCGUCUAUCGCCCUCCUCCCCCUCGUCCAGUCAGAUUUAGAGGAUAAAAUGGAAUGCAAUGUUUUUACAUGAUUGACAAAGAAUCUGAAAGUUAGUGCGGAAAAUAGUCCAUAUUUCUGUAAUGACGGGUGAAUAUAUGUACAAGAAUGAAAAAAUAAUAAUCUAAUUCAUGGUUGUGAAACAUUUCAAAGAAAGUGAUGAAUGAAUGAGUUUGUGAAUAAAAUCCAUGAUUCAGCCCGGU
Folsomia candida is the source of this 1032-nucleotide messenger RNA. RefSeq lists its product as uncharacterized. Lineage: Eukaryota; Metazoa; Arthropoda; Collembola; Entomobryomorpha; Isotomidae. The coding region runs from base 401 to 838 and encodes 145 amino acids. The transcript is spliced from 3 exons. The record is from RefSeq and is a predicted model, not a curated record.